Puntigrus tetrazona (Sumatra barb) is the source of this 3329-nucleotide messenger RNA. RefSeq names its product Yes-related kinase (gene yrk). The transcript has 14 exons. Bases 288 to 2027 code for a protein of 579 amino acids. NCBI's taxonomy places the organism in Eukaryota, Metazoa, Chordata, Actinopteri, Cypriniformes, Cyprinidae. The record is from RefSeq and is a predicted model, not a curated record. Gene Ontology annotation, molecular function: signaling receptor binding; non-membrane spanning protein tyrosine kinase activity; ATP binding. Gene Ontology annotation, biological process: innate immune response; cell surface receptor protein tyrosine kinase signaling pathway; protein phosphorylation. Gene Ontology annotation, cellular component: extrinsic component of cytoplasmic side of plasma membrane.
AGCCGCUCGCGCUUCGCCCGGCGCAAAGUGCGCGCGGAAUUCAGCGCUUCCGGACACCGCGCGACUCGAGCGAGCGCAUCCGCGGCCGGCUGACCGCCGCACCGACUCACUGGGCUAAGUUUGUCUGCCGUUCAUAUCAAUUCACACUGUCCUGCCCGAUCCACCCCUGUCACUUCCAGCGAGUUAGACAUUUACAAAGGAAGAUGGUGCGUAUGGAAAGCUGAUGUGUGGAUCUGAAGCUCUGUUUCCAGGGUGAUGAGCUGUGUGGUUUAAAAAUAUCGAAUAUUAUGGGCUGUGCUUGCUGUAAGCAGAGGAAGGCCAGUAAAGCUGUGUCGAGUCCCAACUCAUGUGACACAGGCAAUGGGACACAGGCAUCAGAACCCUCUCGUUACAUCGCAGACCCCACUUUUAACUCUGGGAUGAUCCCCAAUUUUAAUGACUUUUCCACCCCUGCUCCCUCAUCCAAUUUCAACACGUCCCGCCCAGCUCCCAUCACAGGAGGUGGCGUAAUGCACUUUAUAGCACUUUAUGACUAUGAUGCACGUACAGAGGAUGACCUGAGCUUCCAGAAAGGAGAAAAGUUCCAUAUUAUCAACAGCACCGAGGGUGACUGGUGGGAGGCUCGAUCUCUGGACACGGGGAAGUCUGGGUACAUCCCUAGUAACUAUGUGGCCCCUGUGGACUCCAUACAAGCUGAGGAGUGGUAUUUUGGGAAGAUGGGCCGGAAGGAUGCAGAACGACAGUUGUUAGCACAGAACAAUCCUAGAGGGACGUUCUUAAUACGAGAGAGCGAGACAACUAAAGGAGCAUACUCUUUGUCGAUCAGAGACUGGGAUGAUGCAAAGGGCGAACAUGUCAAGCACUAUAAAAUUAGGAAGCUGGACAAUGGCGGUUAUUACAUCACGACAAGGACACAGUUUGAUACUGUCCAGGAGCUGGUGGAGCAUUACACAGAGCGUGCAGCAGGGCUGUGCUGCCGUUUGAUUGGCAGCUGUAGGCGGGGCAUGCCAAAGCUGGCUGACCUGUCAGUGAAGACUAAGGAUGUCUGGGAGAUUCCCAGGGAGUCACUUCAGCUCAUUAAGAAACUGGGCAAUGGCCAGUUUGGUGAAGUGUGGAUGGGUAGUAAUGAUGGUUUAUGUUGCUACUUGACUAAAGCCUGUCCAAAUGCCACGCCCCAAACGAUGGGUUUAGGGCGGGACGCCUGGGAGAUCGCCCGUGAUACAUUGCAGCUCAACAGGAAGUUGGGUCAGGGUUGUUUUGGCGACGUCUGGAUGGGCAUGUGGAAUGGCACAACUAAAGUUGCAGUGAAGACCCUGAAGCCAGGCACCAUGUCUCCUGAGGCCUUCCUGGAUGAGGCGCAGAUCAUGAAGAGGCUCCGGCAUGAUAAACUGGUACAGCUAUAUGCUGUUGUGUCUGAGGAGCCCAUCUACAUAAUCACUGAGUUUAUGAGUCAAGGAAGCUUGUUGGACUUCUUGAAAGAUGGAGAUGGCAGAAAUCUAAAAUUGCCUCAACUUGUGGAUAUGGCAGCCCAGAUUGCUUCAGGCAUGGCCUAUAUCGAGCGGAUGAACUACAUCCACAGAGACCUGCGAGCUGCCAACAUCCUGGUUGGAGACGGUCUGGUCUGUAAGAUCGCAGACUUUGGGCUGGCUAGACUCAUCGAGGACAACGAGUACACAGCUAGACAAGGAGCCAAGUUUCCGAUAAAGUGGACUGCCCCAGAGGCUGCUCUUUAUGGUAAAUUUACCAUCAAAUCAGAUGUGUGGUCUUUUGGUAUCCUAUUGACUGAGCUCAUCACCAAGGGCAGAGUGCCUUACCCAGGGAUGAACAACAGAGAGGUUCUGGAGCAGGUGGAGCGUGGCUAUCGGAUGCCGUGUCCGCAGGGCUGCCCGGCGUCUCUGCAUGAAUUGAUGCUGCAGUGCUGGCGGAAGGAUCCUGAUGAAAGGCACACCUUUGAGUACCUGCAGAGCUUCCUGGAGGACUACUUUACUGCUACCGAACCCCAGUACCAGCCUGGAGAAAACCUGUGAUAGACUUUAGUUUCCAUUAGUUCAAUAUAUCCUUCAGGAAAGAUGCAAUUGCCUUUACUUUCUAUCAUAAUACCUCCAGAAACUGAUCCAUGAUCCUGCGAUCACAAGCUCCAAUUGAACAUGCUUUAGUGCAUUUCCUCAUUCUGUGCUUCAAACUGAAAAAGGCUUUUCAAGAUACUGCUCUCAAGUGGCAAGAUUGGGUCACUUUAUAAGUCUGAAGUAAUACAGUGGGGUAAAUGUUAAUGUUGGUUUUGUAACUUAAAAUACAACAGCACAUAUUAAUAUACCGUAUUAAUGCUUCAUCUUUUCAUUAAAACAAUAGCAAUUAGUUACCUAUGCUAUCGUAUUACUAUAUCCACCACUGUAUUUGAAUGUUCUGUUCAAGUUAUUUUUAAUUGGUGCCUGGUGGAGUUACGCUCAACAGAAAACAUUGCUCUGAUACACAGGUGGAACUAGAUAACUGAGAUUUUAUCUAAUCUUAUUACACCCAAUUAGACUUAUCUAAUCAGUGGUGUGUUUUAUGAUUAAUGUGCUAUACAGGUCUAAACUCCAAUAACAGAGAAAGAUCUUCCAGCUCAAGAGAAAGGCCACGUGAACCUUCUUCUUACAUACAAGCUUCUGAAUGUGCAGUUUUUAAUGUAACAAUUCAGUCUUUUUUUUUUGUCUGACAAAAAAGUAAAUUGAAUGCAAAGGAUCCAAAAAUGAAAUCUUGAAAUAUUAGUGUAUACGUCACAGUGCAGAGCUAAUCAGGAUGUGCCUUGAAAUGUCUUUAUAGUCUUGCAUUUGUUUCUCUGGACUGUGUUCAUUCGGCUAGUCGUGUUAUUGCUUUCUAAUAACCCUUUUUUGUUUAACUUUGAAUCUAACAAUCCUGUAUUAUCUUAUUAGAAAGCAGUUCUGUUGUAUAAUAGUGGGCUUUAUUGUGGCUUUAAAAAGCUCAGUAUUGACAUUCAGAAAAGACUUCCUUCGGAGCCGUCUUUUAAAAUGAGAAAAACUACUGUUUUGUAUUGUUUCCUGCAUGUUACACUGUAUUUUACUUUCUACGUCAUAUCUCAGUGAUUUGCUUUAUAAUUUAAGUGGAUAUCAAACCUGUGUCCUUAUUCGGGGUCAGUGAUAUUCUACGGGGAUAGGCUGUAACUCUGAACUGAAGAAUGUGUAUUACAGUUAUGUAAUGUUUGUGCCAUUUUAUUAUACUGAGCUUACUGAACCCAUGCAUCUAACAUGUUUCUUUUUUGGCAGGAUGCUUUCACGUUUAUUCAUAUAGCGUUUUAUACAAUAAAGCAGCUUCAGUAAUGAACAGAAAAA